AUGAGUCGUAAAUGUGGUAAAAAAUUGUGCACAUCGUUGGGACAACGUAUUAUUGGUGGUUCUUUUGUUGAAAAGUAUUCAUGGCCAUGGCAUGUUGCAAUACUUGGGCCUGACAAUAUGUAUGGUGGAACUCGAAUUGAUGCACGACAUGUUCUCACAGCAGCACAUUGUACCACGUCAAUAAAAGACUAUUCAGCUAUCGCCAGCUUACAUGAUAUCACAGAGCAAUAA
Messenger RNA from Rotaria socialis, 231 nucleotides. The record is from the annotation of a GenBank genome assembly. NCBI's taxonomy places the organism in Eukaryota, Metazoa, Rotifera, Eurotatoria, Philodinida, Philodinidae.